Molecule: messenger RNA, 592 nt
Organism: Ceutorhynchus assimilis (cabbage seed weevil)
Lineage: Eukaryota; Metazoa; Arthropoda; Insecta; Coleoptera; Curculionidae
Source: the annotation of a GenBank genome assembly
GUCUUCCGGUUCAAGCACGUGUGUUUACUGUUUAUGUACUACUACUUACUAAAAUUUUUAUUAAAAUAAAAAGAAAAUGAGCUUCAGUGAAAGUGCAGAUGUAUCCGAAAUGGACGUAUCAAGCAACGGAGGGAUCAAAGAAAAAACUUACGAAGAAAAACUGGCCAAUUGCACCGUAAUUGCUAAACCAAUGGCAUCGAAAAAACUAUCUAAGAAAUGCUACAAAUUAAUUAAAAAAGCCAGUAAACAAAAAACCUAUAUCCGGUGCGGUCUGAAAGAUGUGCAAACCAGAAUUCGCAAAGGGGAAACUGGUUUGGUUAUUUUCGCUGGAGAUGUCAGUCCUCUGGAAAUUAUGUGCCAUUUGCCAGGAGUAUGUGAAGAAAAAGAUAUUCCGUAUGUGUACACGCCUAGUCGGAAAGAUUUGGGGGCCGCUCUUGGGGUCAAAAGGGGCUGUUUGACAGUUCUAAUAAGACCCCAUAAUGACUAUGAAGAAGCUUUCAAUGAACUCAAGCAGGAGUUGAAGACCUUGGCUGUAACAUUAUAAUAUGUAUAUUCUAUUUGUUUAAUAAAGAUUUUCUUAUGUAGGUAGUAA